Molecule: messenger RNA, 2412 nt
Organism: Aspergillus nidulans FGSC A4
Lineage: Eukaryota; Fungi; Ascomycota; Eurotiomycetes; Eurotiales; Aspergillaceae
Exons: 5
Coding region: 1-2412 (803 amino acids)
Source: RefSeq, a predicted model, not a curated record
AUGAGGCUGAGGAGCACUGCGGGAGACCCAGAAGCCCACCUGCGCAGUACGUUAUUCCACCCGACUGGAUGCCUUGACUGCCAGCUCAUCAGGCCGAAUUUGUUGCUACAUCAUCGCCUGAUACUCAGACUGUUCCGUGCGUUCGGCGACUCGCUUGGAGAGGCCGCUGGACAUUCCGAGGGACAUAUCCUCACAUUGUCGUCGCAUCUGCCUCCAGAACUUGCCUCCGCGGUGCAUCGCCAACCUCACCGUACCCUUGACGAGACCUACGACGUUCACGACUCUUCUACGUUUACGACCCAACGGCAGCAACGCCAGCAGCAGGCUGCUCCUAAUCCUGCUUCUAAUCCAACUAAUUACCCGCCUCAUCGACCAUCAAGCGCUCUCGAUAAUCAUCCCCGGGCCCUACGGAGAACCUCGCGAUAUUCUUCCCGACGACCCGGUUCGGUAGAUGCAUCAGGACGCCCUUUUCAAAUAGAGCAGACGAUCCCAGUAAUCGUCCGACCGGCCUCCGAACGCUCUCGUGAGGCAGCAGCGCCACGCUUACCUCCAUCGGACAUAAGAACAGAGGGCGACGAUAGCGAUUCCACGCUCGACGAUAAUCUUCAGCCUGGAAACAGUGAAUAUUGGCCUCGCAGGUCCACACGCGUCUCCCCUCACACAGCAUCUGCGGUCCUCUGGACGCUAGAGGAGGCCAUUCGCAAGCCGUUUCCAUUUACACUCGACUGGGACGAAGUGAAUGCUUCCAUGUCGGACCUAGCAGGUGGCCCCGGUAUGUCCGGGCUUGGAAGUAAUGGCCGGAGUCAAAAUGGAGCUUCUAGGGCUGCCCAAGGCCCAAUUCCCGUCAACCCGCACCCGGCUAGCGGCGUGCGUACGCCGACGGACAUAAUGCGGCAACGUCGGGACAGGGAAGCUCGUAAGAAAGCGGAACAAGAAGCAAAGGAUCGGGAGCAGGAGGAAGCUGAGCGCAGGCGGCUACAGCAGGAGCAAGCCAAGGCUCAAGCUGCGCAGCCCUACCCUGCUGGCGUUGCUGGCGAAAGACCCACGCAGCGGAGAGCUGCACCAAGAGUCCCAGCGGGUAAUGCCCCUGGGACGACGCAGGCCCCCGCCACUGCAGCCCAAUCCAGGCAGCCCGCUCCUACGUUUGCGUCGCAGCAAGCACCUCAGUCGGGACCACAGCAAACUUCUCAGGCGAAGCUGGCCUCUCAGCAACAAGUCCCUACAGCUACAUCUCAGCAACCGCAACAGCCCCGACGUGCUGGUUUUCCUCAUGCGUUUGAACGGUGGGAGACCCUUUCGUCUCAUUGGGAAGGAUUGACUAGCUACUGGAUCCGCAAGCUUGAGCAAAAUAAUGAGGCACUUGAGCGGGAUCCUCUCAGCCAACAGAUGGCCCGCCAAGUGACCGAUCUCAGCGCCGCUGGUGCCAAUCUCUUCCAUGCUGUUGUAGAGUUGCAACGCUUGCGCGCGUCAUCCGAGCGAAAGUUUCAGCGAUGGUUCUUUGACACGCGGGCGGAGCAAGAGCGGUCCAAAGAGCUGCAGGCUGAGCUUGAGAGGCAGAUUCAAUCUGAACGACAAGCCCGCACAGAAGCAAUGGCAGCGGCACAGAAGGCAGAGAGUGACAAGUCUCGUAUCGAAGAGCUGCUAAAGGAGAUGCGCCGCGAACUUCAGAUCUCAAAGGAGGAAGCUCGCCGUGCCUGGGAGGAACUAGGCCGCCGCGAACAAGAAGAACGGGAUCGUACGAAUUCCCUCCGUAACGGGGAGCCCACUCUGGUCGGCGGAGUGCAGGUGGUUCCGAUGAUCGCAGGACUCCCUCGCCGGGAUCCCGCUCGGCCUCCAACUAGAGACGGCCCUUACAGCGGAGCUGAAAGGAAGCCAAGGGAGGAAAUGUAUGGUGAUAUUCCGAUUUCGCCUGUCGGAACCGAUCCUUUCAUUGAAGGGCAGUCUGGAGUUCAAGAGGCGACUCCUGUCACUGGCUCCCAGAGCCAAGGACAUUACGCCAGCUAUUAUGAGCCAGAGAGCACCUACCCUCCACGCACCACUGCCGGACAUGAAGCCAGCAUGGGCAGCAGCGAGCCUGGCGAUGACUAUGGUUACCAGCAAACCUCGCAAAGCCGCCAGAUGGCCUACCCCCGGUCAGAAGAGAGCGACGAGUAUGAGCAAGCGUCGCUCGAGGAUAGUGAAGGCGGCUAUGCGACAAGUACUAUGCCUCCGACGUCUGGGCCAAUGUACGCUGGUUACGACCAGUCAGUCGACUACAGCGGAGCCAGCUGGGGCGUCGGGACCGGCUGGGAAUCUGUCACUCCCCGCCAUCGCCAUCCGACGCGCCUUAGCGAUGUCCUGGAAGAGGAGGAGCCCCGGACGACCCCCAGCCGAGCUAGCCGUGCCAGCCAGGCGAGCAGGAGUGUUCAAUGA